CCCAGGAAGGAUAAACCUUAUUCAGUUCUUCUUCAUCUCUCACUCGCUGGCUGUCCCGCCCGAACCAGAGUUACAAGAAAGCCUCUGCCUUCCAUUCGCAAGACAUUUAUUAAUUAAGCCUCCUCCGUUACCUUUAUUACCAUCUUAGAACAGCUGCUUUCCCUUCGAACUUGUUUCCAGAGGGAGAGAAGGAAUUCCAUGAUUUCUCCAAAUUUGGAGUCUCCUGAAUCUGGGUAUUGGUUAUAAAAUAUUAGUGAGCAAUGCUGCAAAGAACUUCAGUUUCCCAAAUUUUCAGCAGGGCAUCAUCGCCUCUCUUGUUAAUGGUCACUACAAGAAGAAUCCCGCUGAUUUCAUUUCUCCAGUGUAGCUAUCAUACUUUACGCCGUCCUUCGAUUUUCUCAUACCAUCAUCAUCCAUUUGCUCUACCUGUGAAAUUCACUAGUAGAAGAGCGGAAUUUUGUAGCUUGAUAUCUUCGGCAGCAGCACGCAUCCAUGAGUCGUCACCAACAGUGACUACCAGGGUUUCUGGUAGAGAAACGAAAGCACAGAGGAAAGCUGCCCGGAAUUCGCCUGAGGGGCAGCUUCGUGUGAAGAUCGACAUGUGCUCGAAAUCUGGAGACCUAACUGAGGCACUACGCCUGUAUGACGAGGCAAGGAGGGAUGGCAUCCCGGUUACCCAGCACCUUUACAAUGUAUUGCUGUAUUUGUGCUCUUCUUCUAAUGCGGGUUCCUUCUCUGAUUUGGGUUUGAAGAGGGGAUUUGAGAUAUUUCAGCAGAUGGUGAUUGAUAAAAUUGAUCCUAAUGAGGCUACUUUUACAAAUGCAGCUAGGCUUGCUGCGGGUCUAGAAGACCCUGACAUGGCAUUUGAUUUGGUUAAGCAAAUGAAGGAUUUCGAUAUCCCUCCAAAAUUGAGGUCAUAUGGCCCAGCCUUAUUUGGCUACUGUGAGAAGGAGAUGGCGGAAAGAGCUUAUGAAGUUUAUCUACACAUGAAUGAAACUGGUGUAGUGGCUGAAGAGGCGGAGCUUUCUGCACUUUUGAAAGUGAGUUCUCAUGCAGGGAAGGGAGAUAGGGUGUAUGAGAUGAUUCAUAGGUUGAGAGCCACAGUCAGACAAGUUGCAGAUUCAUCUAUGGAGAUUAUUGAAGAUUGGUUUAAAUCUGAGGGCGGGGGGAAGAUUGGUUUAGGGAAAUGGGAUGAGAGGAAGGUAAGGGAAGGAAUUGUGAAGGGAGGUGGAGGGUGGCAUGGACAAGGGUGGUUAGGGAAUGGCCCGUGGAGAGUGACGAGAACUCAAGUGGAUGAUGAAGGUGUUUGUCGAGGUUGUGGGGAGAAGCUUGUUUGCAUUGAUAUCGAUCCAAGAGAGACAGAACAUUUUGCUAGCGCAUUGAGUAGCUUGGCCUGCAAGAAAGAGGUCAAAUCAGAUUUCAUCCGCUUCCAGGAGUGGCUCCGCAGGCAUGGUCCAUUUGAUGCGGUUGUAGAUGGAGCUAAUAUAAGUUUGAUCAACCAGCAGCAUUUCAACUUCCACCAGCUUAAUAAUGUUGUGAACCAAUUGCGUGAAAUGAGCCCAUCAAAGAGAUUUCCACUUAUUAUUUUGCAUAAAAGCCGUGUGACUGGAGGUCCUGCUCAACAUCCGAAGAACCAGGCACUGUUAGAGAGAUGGGUGAAGUCUGGUGCACUUUAUGCUACACCUCCUGGUUCAAACGAUGAUUGGUACUGGUUAUAUGCUGCUGUCAGUUUUAAGGGUUUGUUAGUCACCAAUGAUGAAAUGAGAGAUCACUUGUUCCAAUUACUCGGAACAUCUUUCUUUCCGAGAUGGAAGGAGAAGCAUCAGGUUCGAUUGUCGGUAUCAACAUCUGGGCUCAAAUUACACAUGCCGCCUCCUUAUUCAAUUGUUAUUCAGAUGUUGGGUUUGGGAUACUCAAUGGACGAAUUGCUAAAGAACCACCUUUUCGCAACUCAUGCCAUUGCUGGUGCAGGCUCGGUGGCAUUAGGCACUGCACUAACUUACCCUCUUGAUACAAUCAAGGUCCUUACCCAGGUUGGUUCAAGUUCUAAUAAGCAGUUGACUCCACUUUCAGUUUUAAGAAGAGUUCAAGCUCUGUCUGGAAACUCAGGUGUAUACAGUGGAUUGGGUUGGUUGACUUCAGGCAGAAUUGUUGGUCUCGGUACUCGCUUUGGCGUCUAUGAAAUUUUGACAGCAUUCUAUAAAGAUGGUCGAGAGGACAACUAUGUAUAUGUUCACGAGGCCCUCAUGGCAGGCAUGGCAGCUGGUGCCUUGGAGUCACUCACAAGCUCUCCAUUCGAAUUUGUCAAACUUCGUGCUCAAGUGACCUCCGCUUCUUGUGCUCGAACUUCUACACCCUCUACAGAAUCUAGAUCCGUGGGACCCGUGAUUUCCAAACUAUUACGUGGAUACACUCCUGACGUAAAAGCGCUGAGCCAUUCGACUGCCCUUCUAUCUACGCUAUCCACCAAGCACCCAGACCUCGUCGGUGCACUGAGAGAGCAUCCAUGGAUGAUGACUGGCUCUGGGAGGCCACCGUCAGUUAGCGAUGUUAGUAAACCAUCGCAUGUAAUCUCAUUAGAAGGAUGGAGUGCUUUCUGGAGAGGCAUUCGAUCUGGAAUUGUUCGAGAUUCUGUAUUUGGUGGGACGUUCUUUUGCACGUGGCAGUUCCUUCACCGGGCAAUGCUCGACUGGAAAGCAGUCGGGAUGGUUCCUGAACCCAGGUUUGACGAUGAGAUUGGGCCGCUGUCACCAUUAGCCGUCAGUGCUGCUGCUGGGAUUUCAGGAUCAAUUGCUGCUGCUGCCUCUCAUUGUUUCGACACAGCAAAAUGUCGGUUCCAAUGUACCGUGCUGCCCAAGUAUCUUAGAUACGAAAGGGCGCUGUUGAAAUGGCGUCGGCCAGGGACAAGAUUCGAGAGAGCCACGGGAAUCCACCCUGCAGAUAGAAACGUUCUAUUCCGAGGAAUCUGGCUGAGGAUGGCUCGCAGUGGGGUCGCGUCGUUUGUUAUCAUAGGAACGUAUUAUUUGGCUGUUGAUCAGCUCCUUUCUUGAUGAACCACAGAUGAACAUUAAGCAUAUGCCAAAUAUUGAGCAGGUUUUGCUUGUCCUUAGUUUUUACCGCCUUAUUUAAAGCACUGCAAGUAAUUAUUGGUAGAAAGGCCAUAACUUUUUGGCAGUGCAGUUCAUCACAACGUUGAAAGAGAUGCUGUAAAAUUUAGCAACUCUUUUGUUCCUGGCUUCUCCAACUUCUGUAUUCGAUUAUUUGAAGAUAUACUGAAUUGCUGAUGUUCUGUUAAGUUCACUGUUGCUCCUUUCUUGCAU
Molecule: messenger RNA, 3320 nt
Organism: Linum tenue
Lineage: Eukaryota; Viridiplantae; Streptophyta; Magnoliopsida; Malpighiales; Linaceae
Source: the annotation of a GenBank genome assembly